AUGACCCCUCCUCCCACAACAAUCCCAUCCGCAAUCGCCCAUAUCCUGCACUGCUUCCACCCCGACGCCCGCCGCGCCUUUUGGGACUUUGACCGCUGGUUUAGCGUUACUUGGAUAUGUAACUUGGCGGGUGGUGGUGAUGUUAAUGAUGAUGGAAAGCACGGAAAGGACGGACACGAGACGACGACGACGGCAGCGUUCGAAAUCAGUCGGAUCCGGCGCCAGGUCUCGGUCGGGAGUCUGGAUGCGGAUGGCUGUUGGAUCUUGGUGCUGGUGUUUGAUGUUGCUGCUUCGGAGGAUGGUGAUGUUGAUGAUGAUGGACAGUCGACAGUAAGCCAGUCGACAACAACCCAGUCUAUACAACACCACUGGCACCCCCUCCCAUCCCUCUCCAUGCGCCACACCACCCCCCCAACAAUCUCCGCCCUCGCCCUCACCCUCCUCCAAACCAUGACCUCCGCCCAAACCUGGCUCUCUAGCAAGUCCCGCCCCCACCGCCACGAAUUCUACGUCGAACUCGACGGGCCCGCCGACAUGGACGAUCCGGGUGCCGAUGGACUGGCCAUCUACCCGGGUUGGUUGUAUGGAGCCUUGGAUCUGGGGCUUUGUGCUGCUUGUCGUGAAGGGGGGUGUGAGGGGGAAAGGGGAUCAUUGUCCAAGUGUGCGAGGUGUGGGACUGCGGCGUAUUGUUCGCGGGACUGUCAGCGGCGGGAUUGGGCUGCGCAUCGGGUUGUGUGUGGGAUGGAUGGGGUGGGGAGGGGGAGGGCGUUGUUGUUGAGUAGUCGGGAGGGAGGGUUGGGGGGGGGGAAUGGUGGAGGAGGUGGGAAUGAGGACGACGACGACGACGACGAUGCUGAGGACUCCAAUGCCGACGAGCAACAACACCAUCCCAAUCCUCCCACCUCAACCCCAACCCACCACCUCCACCCAUAA
Pseudovirgaria hyperparasitica is the source of this 933-nucleotide messenger RNA. RefSeq lists its product as uncharacterized. The record is from RefSeq and is a predicted model, not a curated record. The transcript has a single exon. Lineage: Eukaryota; Fungi; Ascomycota; Dothideomycetes; Acrospermales; Acrospermaceae. The coding region runs from base 1 to 933 and encodes 310 amino acids.